Messenger RNA from Lactuca saligna, 465 nucleotides. The record is from the annotation of a GenBank genome assembly. NCBI's taxonomy places the organism in Eukaryota, Viridiplantae, Streptophyta, Magnoliopsida, Asterales, Asteraceae.
AUGAAGAAAAAGAAGAAGCACACGAAAAAUCUGAGUUUAUCGAGACGACAGAGCACCGACGAGGUUAGUUUCAGGAGAUUCGAGCAUUCCGGUAAUGGGUUCGAUAGUCAAAGUCAAAAUCUUGGUUCUAAUCAAGAGUGUUUACCAUUGCAGAGGAAUAAUCAGAGAUGGGUUCAUUUACCAUUGACGAUUUAUGAAUCUUUAAGAGUGUUUGGGUCUGAGGGGUCUUGUGGUGCGGUGUUUGCACGGUGGUUGGUGGCAUUGCAGGGAGGUGAUGGAAGUGGAAUAGAGGCCGGUGGUGGUGGUGGUGGUGGUGGUGGUGGUGAGAGAGUGGUUGAGUUAAUCGCCGGAGAUGAUGAUGAUGAGAAUGAGGAAAUUGAUGAGAUGGGUAUUAUGAAUUCAAGAAGACAUGUAUUUCAAGACUUGGAGAUUGUAAACGACAGUGUCUUUGGGACAAUCGAUUAA